AAAAUGGAAUUUUGAAUAAUGGAGGCUGCUAGAUGUUGGGUGUUUAGAUUUUUCCACCAAUUUAGAAGCUUUUCUGGGUUGCGGAAAAUCAAAGCAUGGAGGUGGAAGUUCAUGGUGAAGAUGGUUCCAAAUUCGCACUGGGAAGGGAUCAGAAAACAGUGUUUGGACGAGGCUGCGGAUUCAGCACCCACGACCGCACAGUGUCUCGUCGCCACGUGUCCUUCGAACUCGACCAUUCACACUCAGAGGAUGCUAAUGCUAGGGUUUCUUUCCAAGUCAUGGGGAAGAACCCCUUUUGGGUGUACGACGGAGAAGCGCUUCGGCUCUUCAGAAAGUUCGACAAGGGUCACCUGCAACUCGGACACCGUUUCUGCUUCUCUCCCAACACACCCCUCUGGUUCACUCUUACUAAUAUUCAGCCUCUGCCUCAACUUAACCUUGAUGAAAUUCACGUUUCGGAAAUCGAUCCCGUUAAAGAGUUUGGUUUUCUUGUGAUGGGGCAUGAGUUUGACCACUAUCCCAAGGGGAUGAUCCGGAAUGCAAAGAAUUGGGACUGGUUCCUUGAGGAACGUAGGAAGGAUAGUGAGGAUGAGGAAGAUGUUGAGAAGCAGAGGAGGAAAAUGAGGGGAAAGCGAAAAAUGGGCAAGGUUAAUGAAGAUGAUGAGUGGACCGGUGAAAGUGAAGAUGAUAAGGGCCUUGUUGCCAAUAUGCGGAAAGGUAAGCUGCCCAGGUACUCCACAAGGUCAAAAGACAGUAAAGGAGGUAUCAAAGAUACCAAAGCUAGUAAAAAUUCUAAACAAAAGAAAGCGACUAGUGGUGAUGAAACUGGUGAAGAAGAAGAUGAUGAUGAUGAUGAUGAGACACUGGGAGGCUUCAUUGUUGCUGAUGAAGGUGAUGAUAAGGAAGAGGAAAAUGAUGAUGAAGAAGAGGAAGAGUUUGAAGAUGAUGAUGAUGAAUUGGAUGAUUAAUGCCAAGUCUCAAUGGAGCAAAUCCACACCGUAACAUGUAACCCUUCUCUGUCUCUGACAUCAUCAAACCAGGAGCUAUGACAGUAAAACAUCCCUGAAGGACGACAAUUUGAGCUUCCAAGAAGCCAUUCGAUUGUGGCCAAAUCCACAACAACACCAAAGCUGCCCUGAAGAGAGUUUACUUCAGUAAGUGUAUUCGUGCAGUCAUGCAGGUGCAUCUUCACAAGCAUUUCUUGGCAUGUUAGGUUCAGCCAAGCUUGAGAUUUUGAUAGCACAAGUGGAAGAGGGUAUCAAAAGCAAGAGGAACGUGACUGCGUUCAUGUACCUCCAAAUGUACAAACAAAUCCAAACACUGUAAGAAGGAGAAGAACAUAGGGUUUUCUAUUUUUCUAUUUUAAUAUAUUGAAAUUGCAGGGGUAUGGGUCAAUAUGUAAUGACAGGUAAAAAAAAAAGCUGCACCCUUUUGAGUUUAGUGCAUUGUA
This is a messenger RNA of Glycine soja, 1450 nucleotides long. RefSeq lists its product as uncharacterized. The transcript is spliced from 3 exons. Bases 96 to 968 code for a protein of 290 amino acids. Lineage: Eukaryota; Viridiplantae; Streptophyta; Magnoliopsida; Fabales; Fabaceae. The record is from RefSeq and is a predicted model, not a curated record. Gene Ontology annotation, molecular function: protein binding.